UGCAUCAUUACCACGUUACUAACCUUUCAAUAAGAAAACGAUAAUGAGAUAAAAUACGUUUUGUUUAUUCAAUUUCAUUGGUAUUAUCAUUUAAGUUUUCAACACCAUUUAUUGGAAAGAGAAUUAAUACUACUAUAAAAAUUUAAUUAUUAUGGAAAGUACAAAAAAUUUGAAAAAUGUAGAGAGUCCUGACGAUUAUUUUGAAGAAUACGAAAGUCUUGAUGUUCAUGAAUUGAUGCUUAAAGACAAUCCUCGAGUUCUGGCUUAUAAAAAUGCUAUAUUUAACAAGAAAGAUUUAUUUUUCAAUAAAAUUGUGAUGGACGUUGGUGCCGGUACUGGAAUUUUGUCAAUUUUUUGCGCUCAAGCUGGUGCAAAAAAAGUAUUUGCAGUAGAGGCAAACAAAUGUUCAUUAUUAGCAGAUGAAGUAGUCAAAGAAAAUAAUUUUAUAGACAUCAUUCAAGUUAUACCUAGUAAACUUGAAGACGUUAAACCAGAAACAAUCGGAAAAGUUGACAUCAUUGUAUCUGAAUGGAUGGGCUUUUAUUUAGUUCAUGAAGGGAUGUUAGAUACAGUAUUAAUAGCUCGAGAUCGGUUUUUAAAUGAAGAUGGACAAUUAUUUCCCAAUAUUGCUAAAAUGUACGCUGCUCCGUGUCAAUUGCCAUCAAUGUAUGAUUUUUGGGAUAAUGUUCAUGGAGUAAAAAUGCAAUGUAUUGGAAAUAAAAUACGACAGCAAAAAAAAUCAAAGCCUGAAAUAAUGCUCGUUGAUGACCGCGAUUUGCUAGCAGAUCCAAAAAUAUUAGCUUGGAUCGACCUGAAAACAGCAAUCACUGUAGAUCUAGAUAUAAUUGGAGGACAAGACUUGGUAUUUCCAUGCCAACAAUCUGGAAAAUUACAAGGAGUUUGUAUAUGGUUUGAAGUUGAAUUCCCUGACGGUUCUCUAUUAUCAACAAGUCCUUCUGAUUAUCCUACUCAUUGGAAACAAACAAGCAUUCCCAUGCCUAACAGUGCUGAAGUUGUUGAAGGAGAACCUUUAGCAUUUCGUAUUACGUUAAAUCGAGAUAUGAAAGAUAAGCGAAAAUAUAAUUUAGAACUUAUUGUUUUAAAUCCUGAUGAAACAGAACAUGAAAUACCUUGUGAUUGUUAUAUGACCAAGUGUAUUGUCACUAAACAAUAUAUGGAGAUUCACAAUUAAGAUAUGUAUGUUAUUUGCACAAAUAUAGAAUUUGUGUAGAAAA
Molecule: messenger RNA, 1235 nt
Organism: Chelonus insularis
Lineage: Eukaryota; Metazoa; Arthropoda; Insecta; Hymenoptera; Braconidae
Gene: Art8
Product: Arginine methyltransferase 8
Exons: 4
Coding region: 152-1192 (346 amino acids)
Biological process (GO): peptidyl-arginine methylation
Cellular component (GO): nucleus
Molecular function (GO): protein-arginine N-methyltransferase activity
Source: RefSeq, a predicted model, not a curated record